Messenger RNA from Magallana angulata, 2653 nucleotides. RefSeq names its product threonine--tRNA ligase 1, cytoplasmic-like. Gene Ontology annotation, biological process: threonyl-tRNA aminoacylation. Bases 68 to 2215 code for a protein of 715 amino acids. Gene Ontology annotation, molecular function: ATP binding; threonine-tRNA ligase activity. The record is from RefSeq and is a predicted model, not a curated record. Gene Ontology annotation, cellular component: cytoplasm. The transcript has 20 exons. NCBI's taxonomy places the organism in Eukaryota, Metazoa, Mollusca, Bivalvia, Ostreida, Ostreidae.
CUUGGAAAGAUGAGUGUGUCUAAUUCUAAAAAGGCAUGACAUUUUUUCGUCUUCAAAAUCCCCAAUAAUGCUUUCAAAGUCAGUUCUCUUGCGUAUUUCAAGGAAACUUGGACCACGGUUCAUAGUUAGUUCCACUAGGGGUUCCAAGAAAACGGAGAAAGAGACCAAAGCAAAGUUAAAGGAUCUGGUUCCACCCCCAGAGUUCAUUGCAUACAGAGAAAAACUCUGGCAGGAGCUAAAAGCAGACUAUGAUAAAUGGUUGGCUGCCCAGCCCCAGGAUCCAAUAAAGGUGACCUUACCAGAUGGUAAACAGGUGGAGGGUCAGGCCUGGAAAACUACGCCCUACGAUGUUGCUAAAGGAAUCAGCCAAGGCUUGGCUGACAACACUGUGGUGGCUAAAGUAGAUGGAGAGUUAUGGGACUUGGAUAGGCCAUUGGAGAAGGACUCCUCUCUACAGCUUCUGAAGUUUGAUGAUAAAGAUGGCCAGUAUGUUUUUUGGCACUCAAGUGCUCACAUCCUAGGAGAAGCGAUGGAGAAGUUGUAUGGGGGACAUCUAUGUUAUGGGCCGCCGAUAGAGGAGGGCUUUUACUAUGACAUGUGGUGUGAGAGUGCAGCAGUGUCCAGCAAUGACUUUGGUAGUAUAGAAGACAAAGUGAAAGGAAUCGUCAAGGAAAAACAGCCAUUUGAAAGAUUAGAAAUGAAGAAGGAAGAUUUACUCAAAAUGUUUGAGUAUAACAAAUUCAAACAAAGGAUUCUGAAUGAGAAGGUGACCACUCCUACCACUACAGUAUAUAAAUGUGGACCAUUGAUAGAUUUAUGCAGGGGACCACAUGUUAGACACACGGGUAAAAUCAAGUCGUUUUCUGUAACCAAGAGUUCAGCCACUUACUGGGAGGGCAAGGCUGAUGCCGAGUCACUCCAGAGAAUUUAUGGAAUCUCAUUCCCUGACCCCAAACAGCUCAAAGAGUGGAAACACUUCCAGGAAGAGGCUGCCAAAAGAGACCACAGAAAAAUUGGCAAGGAACAAGAGCUGUUCUUUUUCCAUGAGCUUAGUCCAGGCAGUUGUUUUUUCUUACCAAAAGGAGCCUAUAUUUACAAUACUUUAAUUGACCUUAUCAAGAGUGAGUACAGAAAACGAGGCUUCCAGGAGGUGGUGUCCCCCAACAUCUACAACGCUAAGUUGUGGGAGAGGUCUGGCCACUGGCAGCACUAUGCGGAAAACUUGUUCCAGUUUGAUGUUGAGAAAGAGAAGUUUGCCCUGAAGCCAAUGAAUUGCCCUGGGCACUGUUUGAUGUUUGACCACCGCCAGCGGUCGUGGCGUGAAUUGCCCCUCAGAAUGGCCGACUUUGGAGUGUUACACAGAAAUGAGCUGUCUGGAGCUCUCAGUGGGCUCACUCGAGUCCGGAGGUUCCAACAAGAUGAUGCCCACAUCUUCUGCCAGCCAGAACAGAUCAAAGAGGAAAUAGCCGGUUGUUUAGACUUCCUGAAAGCUGUCUAUGAUGUGUUUGGCUUCACUUUUAAACUGUACCUGUCCACGCGACCAGAGAAGUACAUGGGCGAGAUUGAGAUCUGGAACACCGCAGAAAAGCAAUUGUCUGAAAGUCUUGAUGCUUUUGGGUAUAAGUGGGAGAUAAAUCCAGGAGAUGGUGCCUUUUAUGGACCAAAGAUUGACAUCAUCAUCAUGGACGCCUUGAGGAGGCCCCACCAGUGUGCCACCAUACAGCUUGACUUCCAGCUGCCAAUCAGAUUCGACCUCAACUAUGUCAGCGGAGGAGAGGAUGGAGAGAAGAAGAGACCGGUGAUGAUCCACCGAGCCAUCCUGGGAUCUGUGGAGAGGAUGAUUGCCAUCCUGUGUGAAAACUACGGCGGCAAAUGGCCAUUCUGGCUGUCGCCCAGACAGUGUAUUGUUGUCCCUGUGGCUCCUCCAUUCAAUGAAUAUGCUAACCAGGUCCGGCAGCAGUUACAUGACGCAGGGUUUAUGUGUGAAGCUGACGUCGACGACGGUAACACGCUGAACAAGAAAGUCCGCAAUGCGCAGAUCGCACAGUUCAACUUCAUUCUAGUUGUGGGUGAAAAGGAAUUGGAAAACAAGACGGCCAAUGUCCGUACACGCUGCACCAAGGUCCACGGCGAACACAGUAUAGCGGACAUCAUCACCAAGUUCUCCAAGUUCAAGGCCACCCGCUGUCUAGACGUGGAGGACAAGUUUGAAUAAGUGACAGUUCCCCUCAUGGAGCCUUUAUUUAUUUCUUUGAUUGUGAUUGGCUUUCACAUUACCCCAGUAACAAUCAUGUUUACAUAGUGCUUUGAAAACCUGUGGACUUUAAAUUGAUGGGCUCUGAAGUAUUCCUGGAUGUAUGUAGAUAAAUAAAUUUGAUAAUUCUUCGGAAGAGAGUACUUACUUUAGUAAUCUUCCCUUUCAAUUUGUGCAAUUUUUUGGGCUAUGUCACAAAGAAGACUGGUUGUAGAUCGGGUAUUUUGAGGUACAGUGUAUCAAGAAAACAGUUGAAUGAUGUAAUAAUGCUUUGUAGAAUGGUGCACUCUGUUUAUUCGUAAUUGAUAAACAAUAAAACCUGACAUUAUUUACUUGCACUAUGAUUGCAUUCAUUGUCUUCUCAACUGUCCAUGAAAUAAAAUGAUUUUAUCAAACACA